Messenger RNA from Bipolaris oryzae ATCC 44560, 594 nucleotides. RefSeq lists its product as uncharacterized. The transcript has a single exon. The record is from RefSeq and is a predicted model, not a curated record. Lineage: Eukaryota; Fungi; Ascomycota; Dothideomycetes; Pleosporales; Pleosporaceae. Bases 1 to 594 code for a protein of 197 amino acids.
AUGGCAGCCCUCUGGAACCUGCGAAUAGCCUUGCUCACGGGACUGGCUGUUACUCUCCUGGGCGCAUUCUACAUCUACCAAUCGCCGUCGCCCCUGGAUUUUACCGUACCGCAUCGCACAUCAGGCAACGGCCUACCUGGACUCGAAGUGUCGCUCAGCCCGAGAUCUCGAGACCCGCCUACUCUUCUCGUGACUGUGGAGAAUAAUCACUCGGAUACAACAUACACGGUACUCAAAUGGAACACGCCACUGGAUCCAUACGCACUCGACGCGGGCGUCUUCAGCAUCAUAGACGAAACUAGUCACCGCGAGAUAGAACAGGCUAUAAUACAUAUUACUCGCAAAAUGCCACCACCUCCGAACCAGUUAUUGACCUUGGCACCCGGUAUGCGAGAAGAGAUUGAGAUAUUGUUUAAUAGGCCGUGGAUGCCUGAGCGCAGGCCGGCAAAGUACAGGGUUGGUGCUGAAGGAGUGUUCAAAGGAGCGUGGGCAAAGCACCGAGAUGAACUGACGAAGGACGAGUUGUACGCUUUUGCGACGAGUCCGUUUAGUGGUCGGAGAUUCGUAACGAACGAAGUUAUCAUGGAAAUCUAA